Molecule: messenger RNA, 1545 nt
Organism: Exophiala bonariae
Lineage: Eukaryota; Fungi; Ascomycota; Eurotiomycetes; Chaetothyriales; Herpotrichiellaceae
Exons: 4
Coding region: 1-1545 (514 amino acids)
Biological process (GO): arachidonate metabolic process
Cellular component (GO): membrane
Source: RefSeq, a predicted model, not a curated record
AUGCAGACUAUGUCCCGGCCCGUUGCGAUGGUGUCCCUAGAUGGAGGUGGUGUCCGUGGCAUUUCAUCCUUGUUGAUCUUAGAACGCCUUCUUGAACUUGUGACACAGCACCUGGUGGACAGAGGAAUUCUAGCAGAUGACCAUCCAAUACUCGACCCGCAGGACAUCUUUGACUUCGCCGUCGGAACAAGCACUGGGGGACUGAUUGCCUUGAUGCUAGUCAAGCUUGACAUGGCAGUUAAGGAGUGCCUGGAGCAAUAUCAAAGUCUAUCGAAACAGAUCUUCCAAAAGGAACGACCUCUUUGGCGAAGACUCUUUGGCUCAGACAUCUCCAAGUACUCAGCGUCCCGGCUUCAGACUGCAGUAGAAGGAUUGUUGUCACGUAAAAGCCUCCCACCUGAAUUGGCUAUACGUCAAAGCUCACAGAACAACACAAUGCAAGGCUCUGUUCUUUCGCACGAAAUACCCUCUCUCGAAACACGGUUUUUCUGCACAAAUGAAUGCUGUGGUCCUUAUCAGUUGAACAUGAUGAAUUCCGAUCUGCAGUUACGGUACGCAGCCCGUGCCACGUCAGCAGCCCCUUCAUAUUUCAAGCCAAUGACGAUCCAAGGACGUCAAUUUGUCGAUGGCGGUUAUGGAGAGACGAACAAUCCUUCUUGGGCUGCAUGGUUACACUAUAAGCAGAAUCACAACUUGACCAGUGACCGAACACUUGUGAUGAUCAAUAUCGGAACGGGUACUUGCAGCAAAUUCGACUUGAAUUCGCAGAAGCAACGUCGACCCUUCUGGACGAAGUUUAUACCUAAUGGCAUCGUGUCUGCUCUGGGCUUGAUGGCAGAUCUGAGCAAGAUGGCCACAGAGUCAGAAGGUCCGACCUCCAGACUGUGGUAUAUCGCAGACAACAAUCCGGAACAACUUUUCCUUGAACGGUUCAGUGCGGACACAGGAAUUGACACGAUCAAACUUGAUGAUUGGCAAGCUGCCACGAGCUCAGACAGGCCAAGUGUCAUUGCAACCAAAACGGACGCUUAUCUUCAAAAGCCUGAGGUAUUGGACAGACUUGAAAGAGCCGCUCGUGCCCUUGCCGAUGUCUACAUCUAUCACCAGGCUGUAUUACGAGGUGAAGAGUGUGAGAUGGCAUUCGUUGCCAAUCGUCAACCACAGUCUUUCUACGAGGUAGCAACCACAACUAUGCCGACAGAGAGCAGCGUAGCAGGACAUAACCCAUUAUCCUGUCGAAUCUCAUCCAACCGAACUCCGAGCCUCGUACUUCCAACUGAACCAACACAAUCGCCACCUUCCUCUCCUCCUCGCACACCUAAGCCAGCUCGAGCAAUCAAAAACCUCAGCAUAUCAAUUGAACACACCAGCAGUCUGCUUCAGGGCCAAGGCGAGCAGUUUAGCGAUGUGCAGAAAUCCAGUCAUCCCUCAUCACCUCCAUCCGGCCCUAUGCGACUGAAUUCAAGGCAGCCAAGACGUUCUCUGACAUAUCCACUUCUACUUCCGUCAGAUCGGCCCUGGAAUGAUGAUGGUGAUGAUGACUGA